Stegodyphus dumicola is the source of this 874-nucleotide messenger RNA. RefSeq names its product zinc finger HIT domain-containing protein 1 pseudogene. NCBI's taxonomy places the organism in Eukaryota, Metazoa, Arthropoda, Arachnida, Araneae, Eresidae. The record is from RefSeq and is a predicted model, not a curated record.
GUUUCAUGUAAUAAUUCAGUUACGUACAUUAUUAUAUGUGUAAAUAUAUUAUUUGUUAUAUCAUGGCUGACAAACGAGAAAGUACAAGGGUUAAAGACCAACGUAAAAUUAUGGAUGAAGCUGCUCGUAGACGUCGCAUUAAAAAAGCUUUAGAGGCAUUGGAGCAGGAUAAUUAUCAUGAGGAUCCUCAUGCAAAUCUAGUAAUGCAUAAAAAUGCUCCAAAAUUUCAAGAAACUACCAUUGAAAAUAAGCGACGUAAAAAAUUAAAAACUGAACCUUUUAAACAAAGAUUCCGGAAGAAUUUUACAGCUUUGCUGGAAGAGGAGGAGCAAUAUUUUACAAAAGAUAAAACUAAUUAUUUAACAGCUAAAGUACCACCUUCAAAAUAUCCAGAAAGACAUUUCUGUGCUGUUUGUGGAUUUGAUUCUAAUUAUACUUGUGUUCAGUGUGGUACUCGUUACUGUAAUGUAAAAUGUUGUGCUGUUCACCAAGAUACUCGUUGCUUAAAGUGGACAGCCUGAAUUUGGUUUUAUUUAUUUUAGAUUUUUUUGUGUUUUGAUGCUUUUCCAUUAUGCCCCUGCAACUUUUUUCGGCUUCUGUGAAAGAUAAGCCAAACAUACGACAAGACCCAACACCUGUAACUAGAAAUAAAUACGCUGCCUUUUAUCAACCAUUUUUAUAAAAUAGAAAUGGUUUACAAUUUAAAAAAAUGUGGUGUUUUGUUUGGCUUCUCUUUCAUAGGUGCAAAGAAGGUGGCUAGUGCAUAAUGGAAAUGUGUCUUAGUUUUCUUUUGAAGUCCAGAGGGAAGUUUUUGUGUGAAAUAUUUUUGUAAUGUAUGAGUGUAAAAUAAAAUAGACUUAUUAUAAAUGUGCUA